AUGACGUUCUCCUUGUUCCCUCUGCUACCCUCUUCGACCCUUCGUAUCACCUCUCUAUGCCAGCAUGACGACAAGCUCUACGUAGGUUGUGCGAAUGGUACCAUCCGUACGUACACCCUCGACGCCGUCACAUCAGAUGGAGAAGCAGGACCCAGUGUCCCUCGACUUCAACUUUUGACCACUCAUCAAUUAUCAAAACGAUCCAUUGACCAGCUGGGUGUUCUCCCAUAUGGUCAACAGCUUGCCGUACUGUCAGAAUCCGUGAUCACUCUUUACUCUCUACCAAAUCUAGAGAAAGGUUCUUCCUCCGUCUUGGCUCAAGCGAGAUCGGCACAUUGCUUCUCCAUCACCUCGUAUGCUUCUAUCAACAAAACCAAAAGUCUAAAAAGUGUACGUAGUGAGGAUGUUGGAAAAGAAGAUAAGAGCGUCGGGGAUGUUUUGAUCGUGGGAUGUAGGAAGAAGGUGGUGGUUUAUGGAUUUGGACGAGGGUACAAGGAAGGUUGGGAACUUGCUCUCCCACAUUCACCUCGACAAAUCGUCAUCCCUUUCUCGAACCCAUCAUUUCCUCCAGGAACGGUUCACCUCUUGUAUUCCCCUCAAAACUCAGUUCUGCUUCAUAUCAACAUCUCGUCCACACCCCAUCUUACCACUACAGAUCUCACCACCUCUCCUGUCCCCCCAGCUACUACAUCUGCCGACUCCACCCAAACGGGCUCUACUUAUCUUUCUACGGGUGAAGGUACUGGUUUGGGACUCGGAGGGAUGAGCUCUUUGACUGGUCUAGGUGGAUAUGUGGGAUUGGGAAGUAAGGCUGCUAUCCCUCUUGGGACACGAACGGCCGAGGGCGAGGCGUUACUGGCCCGAGAUGAAUUAGGUGUAUUCUACUCUUCCGAAGGAAACUACACUAGGGGAGAAUCUUUACGCUUUCCAUCCAUGCCUGAUCUUCUGGAGUUCUCAAAUCCCUACAUAUACUCCGUGGUGACAUCGCCGACCACGGCCGGACCACCAAGUACAGCGUUACAAGUCCAUCUCGGCCCCACACUCUCCCUCCGACAUACGGUACCCAUACCUGCCCCAACCACUGGAUCGAUGUCGGUAUCCUCCUCAACUCUGAUCACACCAACUGGACGAAGUCCAGCUGAGAGCUUAGCUUCGGGGACGAAAUUGUGCUUUGUGUCUACCCCCACUGAUAAGACACUUGCCCAAUCAGAAGGAAGUAGCGUGUGGGCUUUACAGGCUGGUGAUUUGGGGGAAGAUGUGGAUGAUCUGGUGAGGGAAGGAAAGAUAGGGGAUGCUAUUGGUUUGGUCGACGCCGUCGGAGAGGAUAAUAUGACUCCUUCCCGUAGACUUCCCCAUCUCAAGACUCUCCAAGCAGUCCAACAAUUCGCCAAAGGCGAUUUUCAAACAGCCAUGGAUACUUUCCUCAUAUUUGACGUCAACCCAGCUCUUGUUGUUUCGCUCUUUCCCGCUGAGACCAUCUCUGGUCGGUCUCACGUAUCUAGAGAAGCAUGGAUGGAACUUUUCGGGGCUGUCUCAGGUGCUCGAUUGGACCCAGAGUCUUCCGCGAGUGAUAAUCCGACAAAGGGACUGUUGAAGAGUAUGACGCAUCUGUCAAUAGGGAAAAAGAAUAGUUUUGAUUCGAUAAAAGCCGCAGAUAAUCUCACCGCGACGAGUGCGGAGCCAGCAAAGGUUGAUGACACUACGACACCUCGUGCAGCACUCGAAGCACUAAUGUAUUACCUCUCCGAUCGCCGACAAAAGCUGACAGGAGCGAUCAACCUUUUGACAUCCCCCUUACCUCCAGAAUCUUCUUUACCGCCAUUAUCGUCUCUUUCGGCCGAUGAAUUACACGCACUGCCUUCGAUACCUAUGCCCGAAAUGGAGCCCGAGCAAUUGUUACGCGUGGCGCAGGUGAUUUACACUGCGUUGUUAAAAGUGUACUUGGUAGCAAGACCGAUCUUGGUAGGAAGUUUGUGUAGGAUUGAAAAUUGGUGUGAUGUGGUUGAAGUUGAGGAGUUGUUGAAGCAGCAGAAGAAAUUUGGAGAUCUCAUCGAUUUGUAUCAAGGCAAGAAAAUGCAUUCCAAAGCUCUGACCCUACUACAUGAACUUGCCAAAGAAGAGGAAGAUCGUUUGGAUAGAUAUCCUCCGACAGUACGAUAUCUUCAUAAGCUCGGAUCAGAGGGCUUAGACUUGAUAUUCGAACAUAGUAAAUGGGUCAUCAAUGAGAAUACUUAUGAAGGAUUACAAAUCUUCAUAGCUGAAGAACCUGAAGUAGAAUCUCUUCCCAGAAAACAAGUCGUGGAGUUUCUAGAGACCACUUCGAAAGAAGCUUGUAUAGGUUAUCUGGAACAUCUCAUACAUACUUUACAAGAACAAGGUGCGGAGUAUCAUGACAAACUUGCCGAAUUGUAUUUAGAACGUGUCAAAUCGAGUAAAGAUGAUGAGAUAAAAGAGAAAUUAUUGGAUUUCUUGAUUGGUUCCAAUCAAUAUAGAGCUUAUAGACUACUUAAUCGAUUAGGAUCAGACGAAAUGCCAGAAGCGAGGGCCAUCUUACUUGGUCGAAUGGGUAGACAUGAGGAUGCUUUGAAGAUAUAUUUGUAUGAUUUGAAUGAUUACUCCGCCGCAGAUUUAUACUGUUCCCGAGUCUAUUCCAAAUUCCCCGAUCCAUCCGGAAUAUACCUCACUCUUCUUCAUCUAUACCUCCGUCCUUCCCCACCCAAUCCCAUCCUCAUAUCCCCAGCUUUAACCCUCAUAGCCAAACACGGUACCCGAUUGGAGCCUCAAGCAGUAUUAGACCUCCUUCCUCCUUUACUUACCAUGCAACAAAUUAGCGAGUUCCUAAUCAAAACUCUGAGAGGCGGACAUGCGGCGAAAGAAGAACAUCGAGUGGUGAAACAAUUAGUAGGUGCUAGGAAAGAAGAAGUUGAAAGGAAUUUGAUGAAUUUACAAGUUCGUCAUGUGAGGAUCAAUGAUCAAAGAAUAUGUCCUCAAUGUCACAAGAGAUUAGGAGCGAGUGCUAUUGCCAUUCAUUCUCCUAGAGGAGAAGUCACACAUCUUCAUUGCAAGGAUUUAUUCAAUUCACGUCUCGCCAAGUUGAGGGAUUAG
Molecule: messenger RNA, 3105 nt
Organism: Tremella mesenterica DSM 1558
Lineage: Eukaryota; Fungi; Basidiomycota; Tremellomycetes; Tremellales; Tremellaceae
Exons: 15
Coding region: 1-3105 (1034 amino acids)
Biological process (GO): endosomal vesicle fusion; autophagy; intracellular protein transport
Cellular component (GO): cytoplasm; fungal-type vacuole membrane
Molecular function (GO): protein binding
Source: RefSeq, a predicted model, not a curated record